ACCUCUGCCAUAUUUAUUUGGUGUAUUUUGAAAACAUUGCCAGUGUGGUCGAUGACGUGGCGAGAGGAGGGUCGCGUCUCGCCGAGCUUCAAAAUGGAUUCCAAUCUACGCGAACAGGUGAUGAUUAACCAGUUCGUCAUGGCGGCGGGAGCGACGAGGGAGCAGGCCAGACAGCUCUUACAAGCGGCCCAUUGGCAGUUUGAGCUCUGCACUCCCGCUAACACCCCUGCAACGCCCCCCGCCUUUCCCGACGCCUUGGCCGCCUUCAGUAAGAUGUCCACGCAAGAGCGGCUCUCGUCCUCCCCGUCAGGUGGGUGUGGGGGGUAG
This is a messenger RNA of Eriocheir sinensis (Chinese mitten crab), 327 nucleotides long. Its product is annotated as UBA-like domain-containing protein 2. NCBI's taxonomy places the organism in Eukaryota, Metazoa, Arthropoda, Malacostraca, Decapoda, Varunidae. The transcript has 3 exons. The coding region runs from base 52 to 327 and encodes 91 amino acids. The record is from RefSeq and is a predicted model, not a curated record.